CCCCCGCCGGAUCCGCCAAGGCUAAGUUCUUGAGUUCCCGAUGCCGCGCACCGGAGAAUGGAGUUUUCUCAAAGACUUCAGCUCUCUGAGACCGGGCAUGCUGCCCGAAAAGCGAGACCAUAUAAGGCGGCUCCUGAGGCGACCCGGAAGCGGAAGCGGAAGAAAGUUCCAGUGGGUUGAGGUAUCGGUGGGAGCAGCCGGGUGGCGGGAGGAGCCGUUACAGGAGCCAGAGCUGCCGAUUAAGCUAAUCAAGAUGACAACCUCCCAGAAGCACCGGGACUUCGUGGCAGAGCCCAUGGGGGAAAAGCCAGUGGGGAGCCUGGCCGGGAUUGGUGAAGUCUUGGGCAAGAAGCUGGAGGAAAGGGGCUUUGACAAGGCCUAUGUGGUCCUUGGCCAGUUUCUGGUGCUAAAGAAAGAUGAAGAUCUCUUCCGGGAAUGGCUGAAGGACACAUGUGGUGCCAAUGCCAAGCAGUCCCGGGACUGCUUCGGGUGCCUUCGAGAGUGGUGCGACGCCUUCUUGUGAGGCUCUCUUGGGGAGCCCCCAGUCCCUAGCCCCAGCAUUGAGUCUCCAGAGUUUGCAGCCGCGUGGGGACUCCUCCCCUGUCCUCUACAAAGGAAGAGAUUGCUGUUGUCGUACUCACGUACUUCCAGGUCUUUUGGGGGUU
Ailuropoda melanoleuca (giant panda) is the source of this 665-nucleotide messenger RNA. It is a transcript of the gene BANF1, whose product is annotated as barrier to autointegration nuclear assembly factor 1. Bases 41 to 523 code for a protein of 160 amino acids. Gene Ontology annotation, biological process: chromosome organization. The transcript has 4 exons. Gene Ontology annotation, cellular component: nucleus; condensed chromosome. Lineage: Eukaryota; Metazoa; Chordata; Mammalia; Carnivora; Ursidae. The record is from RefSeq and is a predicted model, not a curated record. Gene Ontology annotation, molecular function: DNA binding.